This is a messenger RNA of Malassezia vespertilionis, 2343 nucleotides long. RefSeq lists its product as uncharacterized. The transcript has a single exon. Gene Ontology annotation, biological process: cellular response to heat. The record is from RefSeq and is a predicted model, not a curated record. Bases 1 to 2343 code for a protein of 780 amino acids. Gene Ontology annotation, molecular function: ATP binding; ATP hydrolysis activity. Lineage: Eukaryota; Fungi; Basidiomycota; Malasseziomycetes; Malasseziales; Malasseziaceae. Gene Ontology annotation, cellular component: cytoplasm; mitochondrial matrix.
AUGGCUUGCCCCGCGCGGAUGCGCUUGCACACAUCUGCGCGCCACUUUCAGCAGCCGCCGGGUGGUGGCGGUUUCCAAGGCAUGCGCAUGAAUCCCAAUCAAGGAGAGAGCAAACCGGGCGACACCUUGAAAGAAUACUCUACAAAUUUGACGGACCUGGCACGCGAAGGUAAGCUUGACCCGGUGAUUGGCCGUGACGGCGAAAUCCGCCGCACCAUUCAAGUGCUUUCGAGGCGUACCAAGUCUAACCCUGUACUUGUGGGUCCCGCUGGUGUAGGCAAGACCUCAGUUAUGGAGGGCCUCGCGCAGCGUAUUGUGAAUAAAGAAGUCCCUGAGUCGCUGCAGGACAAGGAAAUCUGUGCGCUGGAUCUUGGCAAGCUACUCGCUGGCGCAUCCUACCGCGGUGCAUUUGAGGAGCGCUUUAAAGCACUUUUGGCCGAUCUCGAGCACGAGGCGGGCAGUGUGAUUGUGUUUAUCGACGAGCUGCACAUGCUCUUGAACCUUGGCAAGGCUGAAGGCUCGCUCGAUGCGGCGAACAUGAUGAAGCCCAUGCUGGCUCGCGGCACGCUGCACUGUGCAGGGGCGACUACCUACGACGAGUACCGCCGCUACAUUGAAAAGGAUCCUGCGCUUGCAAGGCGCUUCCAGCCUGUCACUGUAUUGGAGCCCACCGUGGAUCAAACCGUUGCGAUUUUGCGUGGUCUCCGCGACCGCUACGAGCUGCAUCAUGGCGUUGGCGUGAGUGAUGGGGCACUGGUUACUGCAGCAAAUUAUGCCGCGCGCUAUCUUUCGGAGCGCAAACUCCCUGACUCUGCUAUUGAUCUCUUGGACGAGGCCAUGUCUGCGCUGCGUCUCCAGCAAGAAAGCAAACCUGAGCAGAUUGAGACGCUGGACCGCGAAAUUUUGACACUUCAGAUUGAGCUCGAGUCUUUGCGCAAUGAAACUGACCCUCUUUCUGUCGAGCGCAGGGGAUUUUGCGAGCAGGAACUCAACGUGAAGCGCCAAGAAUGUGCCAAGCUUACCUCGACAUGGAUGGAGGAGCGUGAGCACCUCGACAAGGUCAAGGAAAUUAAGGGAGAAAUCGAGCGCAGUCGUAUUGAGCUCGAGCGCGCGACCCGUGAAGGUGACUUCCAGCGUGUCGCGGAGCUUACCUACGGCCGCAUUCCCGACCUCAACGCCGAGCUUCCCAAAGAGGAGGAGCUCAUUAAGGGUGCGAAUGGCGAGUCGAGUAUGUUGCACGAUCGCAUCACCAGCGACGACAUUGCCAAUGUUGUAGCCAAGAUAACGGGCGUGCCUGUGCGCAACCUGAUCCGCGGCGAGCGUGAGCGUCUCAUGGGCAUUGAAGACCAAUUGCGCCACCGCAUCGUCGGCCAAGACCAGGCGCUUGAGGCCAUUGGCCACGCUGUUCGUCUCAGCCGCGCCGGUCUGCACUCGGCAAAGCGUCCGUUGGCAUCCUUCAUGUUCCUUGGUGGUACUGGUGUCGGUAAGACAGAGGCCGCCAAGGGCCUUGCCGAAUUUCUCUUUGACUCGGAGAAGAUGAUCCAAAUUAACUGUUCCGAACUGAGCGAAUCUCACUCGGUCUCGAAACUGAUUGGGUCUCCGCCUGGCUACGUCGGCCACGAGGACGGUGGUCAGCUUACGGAGCAAGUGCGUCGUCAACCGUACUCUGUUGUAUUGUUUGACGAGAUUGAAAAGGCGAACCGCAGCAUCCAUACACUUCUUCUUCAAAUUAUGGAAGAAGGUCGCUUGCAGGAUUCGCAGGGCCGUGUCGUCGACUUCCGCCAAACGAUUAUUAUUCUUACCACCAACGUGGGUGCCGAGGUGCUCUACGAGCCUGGCGCUACAGACAGUGAAGGCCGCCCAACACCGGAGGCGCUGAAGCGUGUGACCAAAGACGUGAGCCGCGCUUUUGCUCCGGAGCUGCUCAACCGCCUGGACGAACAAAUUGUGUUCAACAAUCUUGCCGCUGCGACCCUUAACGGCAUUGUCAAUAUCCGCCUGAAGGAGGUCGAGCAGCGCCUGCACGACAAGCGCAUCCGCAUCGAAGUCGAUGGGGCCGCAAGGGAAUGGCUUGCCAAGGCGGGCUACGAGCCAGCGUUUGGCGCACGUCCAUUAAACCGUCUCAUCCAGAAGCGCCUCUUAAAUCCACUUGCCUCCGAAAUUAUACAAGGCACGGUUUCCGAAGGUGACACUGUGCGCGUGACGAUUGGCAAGGAAAACGACAGCCUCCAGUUCAACAUUGUUUCUGGCGAAACAGAGCACAGCCAAAGAAACGAAGACGAACAUGGCAAUGAGGGGCAAGACAAGCAAAAUCGGGACAACAAGGUCCUUGGAUCGGAGUAG